UGACUACAGGUAUGUGGCUGCUGCUCUGGCUGUCAUGAGGAACGUGACCCUGCAGAUCAACGAGCGGAAGCGGAGGCUGGAGAACAUUGACAAGAUAGCUCAGUGGCAGGCCUCUGUUCUGGACUGGGAGGGAGAGGAUAUCUUGGACCGCAGCUCGGAGCUGAUCUACACGGGGGAGAUGUCCUGGAUUUACCAGCCUUAUGGACGCAACCAGCAGCGAGUUUUCUUCCUCUUUGAUCACCAGAUGGUUCUCUGCAAGAAGGAUCUGAUACGAAGAGAUAUUCUGUAUUACAAAGGUCGCAUAGACAUGGACAAAUACGAGGUGGUGGAUAUAGAAGAUGGGAGAGAUGAUGACUUCAAUGUCAGCAUGAAGAAUGCCUUCAAACUUCAUAACAAGGAGACUGAGGAAAUGCACUUAUUCUUUGCCAAGAAACUGGAGGAGAAGUUACGGUGGCUUAGAGCUUUCAGAGAAGAGAGGAAGAUGGUAAAAGAAGACGAAAAGAUAGGCUUCGAAAUUUCUGAGAAUCAAAAGCGACAAGCGGCAAUGACAGUAAAGAAAGUCAGUAAGCAAAAAGGUAACCGGCAACACGCACUGUGCCUGGUGAUGUGAGGGUGGAGCGGGCUGGGCUGAAUCCUGCUGGGCUGGGAUCCAGCUUCCCCCUGGAAAUUCCCCCUCCCCUUCCUCAGUUUUUUUUAAUAUAAAAAUACCGUUUGUGCAUUGUAUCCUUUCUUAAUGUAUCCGUGGGGCAAAUUAAUCUCUGGUCUGAGGCGGUCGAAGCCGGCGGGAUCUCACCAGAGAUGAAUUUGAUCUCGUUGUCUCCAGUCUGAUGUCCAGAAGCUGUCCCUGGGGGCAGAAAUCUUCUCUCAGUUGUUUACCUCAGGCUGAAGUGAGUGCGGAGAUGUGGAAGGGUUCUGCUCAUUCCCAAAGCCUCCCA
Messenger RNA from Merops nubicus (carmine bee-eater), 935 nucleotides. RefSeq names its product rho guanine nucleotide exchange factor 9-like. The record is from RefSeq and is a predicted model, not a curated record. Lineage: Eukaryota; Metazoa; Chordata; Aves; Coraciiformes; Meropidae. The annotation marks the transcript as partial. The transcript has 4 exons.